GUAGAAGAAGAUGGAGCGUUGACAAGAAGAACCCCCGUGGCUGUAGUGAGGCUCCAGUGGUGCUUGGUUUGUUUGUUUUUUUUUAUUGGUCGGGCUUUGAACGUGUCGUCGUGUGACUGUGUGUUUUUUAGGAAAUCGUCAAGAUGAUUCUUACUGUGAAACCGCUUCAAGGGAAAGAAUGCAGCGUACAGGUGACUGAGGAUGAAAAGGUCUCCACAGUGAAGGAACUCGUGUCAGAGCGUCUCAACAUACCAGCAAACCAGCAGAGGUUGCUCUAUAAAGGGAAAGCACUUGCAGACGAACACAGACUGAGCGACUACUCCAUCGGGCCGGAGGCCAAGCUGAACCUGGUCGUCCGUCCAGCAGGAGAGAGGAGUGGGGCUGCAGGGACGGCUAGCAGCAGCAGCACCAGUGCACAUGGAGGGGUGUGGCAGACUCUGUCCACUGUCCUCGCUAAACACUUCAGCCCUGCAGAUGCAGCCAAAGUCCACGAGCAGCUUAUCAAGGAUUAUGAACGUUCACUUCGACAGCUCAGUCUUGAUGACAUUGAGCGUUUGGCUGGAAGACUGCUGCACCCAGAGGGAGAAGGCAUGGACACUUCAUACAUGGACUGACAGUGUGCCUGAGAGGAGAUUGCUUCUUGUGAUUGUCAUUGGAGAGGUGCUCCGUGCUUGGAGAUGCAUACAGUGUUUUGAGAGUAAGGCAUGGAGAAUACAGAAUAAAUUUUCUUGCAGAGAGCCCCCGGCCUAAUCAGAGGCUGAGUCUACAUGGAUAAAACUGACUUCUCAGCAAUAGGGCUUUCAUAUCCUUGGCCAAAGGGUGCGGAUAAAAAAAAAAAAACUUGGCUUCUUUGUUUUGGUCCUGUCAUUGAUGUUACAGAUAAUGACACCAGACCUGAUCAAACAAGAUUUGAAUACAAAGAAAUCCAUUUUGGCUGUUGGUUUCACAUGAUCUCUGGCUGCUAAAACUCCCAGGGGACACUAACUUCUACUGGAGGAUAUUUAUUAGUAAUGUCUGUGUUGGAUGAUGACCGAGUGUCUUCUGUUAACCAUCUGUGUGAAGGUAAUACCUGUUUUAUUUGAUAACUAACUGGUGAUCGUUGUAUGAUUUGUAAAUAUUGUGUUUAUAUACAAACAUUAAAACAAAUAAAACAAUGGCUUUUGUU
Myripristis murdjan (pinecone soldierfish) is the source of this 1165-nucleotide messenger RNA. It is a transcript of the gene ubl4a, whose product is annotated as ubiquitin like 4A. Lineage: Eukaryota; Metazoa; Chordata; Actinopteri; Holocentriformes; Holocentridae. Gene Ontology annotation, molecular function: protein-folding chaperone binding. The record is from RefSeq and is a predicted model, not a curated record. Gene Ontology annotation, biological process: post-translational protein targeting to endoplasmic reticulum membrane; tail-anchored membrane protein insertion into ER membrane. The coding region runs from base 144 to 614 and encodes 156 amino acids. The transcript has 4 exons. Gene Ontology annotation, cellular component: BAT3 complex.